GAAGAGCUGGCCGGAGCCCAGCCGGCCAGGCUAGGCUGGCGUCGCUGCCCGCCGCCAGGCUGGCAAGGGCCGCCAGCGCCGGGCUCGGGGCUCCUGAAGCCUCCGAUGGGAAGCUGCGCUCAAAAGGGCGAGAGAAGACGCCGCGGCCACCAUGGGGAACAAGCAGACCAUCUUCACCGAAGAGCAGCUGGACAACUACCAGGACUGCACUUUCUUCAAUAAGAAGGACAUCCUCAAACUCCAUGCACGGUUCUAUGAGCUGGCCCCCAACCUCGUCCCAAUGGACUACAGGAAGAGUCCCAUCGUCCAUGUGCCCAUGAGCCUCAUCAUACAGAUGCCGGAGCUCCGGGAGAACCCCUUCAAGGAGAGGAUUGUGGAGGCUUUCUCUGAGGAUGGUGAGGGGAACCUCACUUUCAAUGACUUCGUGGACAUGUUCUCUGUGCUCUGUGAGUCAGCACCCCGAGAGCUCAAGGCAAAUUAUGCCUUCAAGAUCUAUGACUUCAACACUGACAAUUUCAUCUGUAAAGAAGAUUUAGAGCUGACGCUGGCCCGACUCACUAAGUCAGAGCUGGAUGAGGAUGAGGUAGUGCUUGUCUGUGACAAAGUCAUUGAGGAAGCUGACCUGGAUGGCGAUGGCAAGCUGGGCUUCGCUGACUUUGAGGACAUGAUCGCCAAGGCCCCUGAUUUUCUCAGCACUUUCCACAUCCGAAUCUGAGGACACUGCCAAGGCUGCAGGGGCCUAGAAGUCUGCUCUCUGAGCUGCUGUCUGUGCAGGUGUGGUUUCCAGGCACUCCAGGAAAGGGGCUGUAGCCUCUGGGGUUCUCCUCACCCAUGGACGUUUCCUGUGGCCCUUUC
Messenger RNA from Phodopus roborovskii (desert hamster), 855 nucleotides. RefSeq names its product calcium and integrin binding family member 2 (gene Cib2). The record is from RefSeq and is a predicted model, not a curated record. Lineage: Eukaryota; Metazoa; Chordata; Mammalia; Rodentia; Cricetidae. Gene Ontology annotation, molecular function: calcium ion binding. Bases 152 to 715 code for a protein of 187 amino acids. The transcript has 6 exons.